AUGGCUCGCCGGAAACAAGUCGCUCCCAUGCAGCGCAUCCAUUCCGGCGAGAUCAUGCAAAGUCUCUCAGACGAAGCCGAGAAACACGCUCACCACACCAACGGCCAUGUCUCGAAGCCCGCCGAGUCAAGAAAGAGGACGUCGUCCCAUUCCCAACAGUCACAUCCGGGGGUCCUGACCCUCCUCAUUUGUGUUUCCGGCAUCUAUGCGUCUUUCCUGACCUGGGGACUACUUCAGGAGCGCAUUACAACCAGACCAUAUCCGGUCGACGAGUCAGCGCAGGCGCAGCAAGAAUACUUUCGCUUUCCAAUUGUGUUGAACACGAUUCAGGCUCUGUUUGCUUUCACAAGCGGCAGCUUCUACCUGCUCUACAAGACAAAGUCAUUCAAAAUCCUUCCCUCCAAGGCCGCCCUCGGACCGCUGCUUCUAGUAACACUGACCACGACCCUUGCUUCACCCUUCGGAUAUGCCUCGCUCGCACACGUCGAUUACCUCACCUUCGUCCUCGCCAAAUCCUGCAAGCUGCUCCCGGUCAUGGCCCUACAUGUCACACUGUUCCGCAGGCGUUACCCCCUUUCAAAAUAUAUCGUCGUGCUUGCUGUCACCAGCGGCGUUGCUUUGUUCACGCUCUACCACCCGCCCAAACCGGGCAAGGAGCGCAAGAUACAAUCAUCAAGCGUGUACGGCUUGAGCUUGCUAGGAAUAAACCUGCUACUCGAUGGCCUCACGAAUACUGUGCAAGAUCACAUCUUUCAGUCUCCACACCGCUAUGGGAAGACCUCUGGACCUCAGAUGAUGGUCAUCUUGAACCUGCUCGGGACGUUGUUCAUGACCGUAUAUCUUGUCGUGACACCAUACCUUCCCGACUCGCUGCUUCCAUCCUUCGCGAGACCCAGUGAGACCCAUGAAUUGGCGAACGCUUUAUCCUUCUUUACACGGCAUCCCGCAGUCUUCUACGAUGUUCUCGGUUUUGCGGCGUGCGGCGCCAUUGGACAGCUGUUCAUCUACGCAACUCUUGAACGAUUUUCGAGUUUGCUUCUCGUCACUGUUACAGUGACGCGCAAGAUGCUCACGAUGGUUCUGAGCGUGGUCUGGUUCGGGAAAAGUCUUAGCCACGGCCAGUGGAUGGGCGUGGCUCUCGUGUUUGGCGGUAUCGCCGCCGAGGCAUAUAUUCAGCAGAGAGAUAAAAAGAGGAAAGACAGUCGGAAACGCCAUUUAGAGGAUUAUAAACAAAGGUAG
Molecule: messenger RNA, 1239 nt
Organism: Capronia coronata CBS 617.96
Lineage: Eukaryota; Fungi; Ascomycota; Eurotiomycetes; Chaetothyriales; Herpotrichiellaceae
Exons: 1
Coding region: 1-1239 (412 amino acids)
Biological process (GO): UDP-galactose transmembrane transport
Cellular component (GO): endoplasmic reticulum membrane; Golgi membrane
Molecular function (GO): UDP-galactose transmembrane transporter activity; UDP-glucose transmembrane transporter activity
Source: RefSeq, a predicted model, not a curated record